Molecule: messenger RNA, 2910 nt
Organism: Rodentolepis nana
Lineage: Eukaryota; Metazoa; Platyhelminthes; Cestoda; Cyclophyllidea; Hymenolepididae
Source: the annotation of a GenBank genome assembly
AUGGUCGUAGAAUCUGACUAUUUUUGCACAAUUCGAAGCAAACUUAAUGCAUUAGGCUAUACUGAGCAUUUCGGAGAGGAUAGUUUAUCACUUGUGGAGAAGUUAUUGCAUGAUUUAAUUCUUACAACUCAUGGACUACAUGAAGCAAAACGCAUUUCGUCGUGUUCAAGUUAUUCAGAUCUCGGAAACAUGGGCAAGACGCAAACGGAUGUAAAGGUUGAUUUUAAAACUGCAUGUCCAAAUGCUCCACGGAGGGUAUCAGAAUUAUCAACUGAACUUGAAGCAUAUGGUCAUUCUAUAUCUCAAUUUAAUUCGGACAAGUUGCCUGUAACAAAUCUCCCUAACAAGCUUUCUGUUCACGAAAAUGAUCUUCAAUCAAGCAUUAUGCUACUACAGGUUGAGAAGGAACUUAUGGAUAAGAAGACAGAAGCUUUCAAAAAACAGAUUGAGAACCAAGAGGAAGAAAUUGAGAGAUUACGCGGACUCCUAGAUAACCGGGAGCAUAAUAUUGAUAACAAUAAUCUUCAAGAUGCACAGAGGCGCGAUCUUUUGUCAAUAAUCGGACGCCUGCAGUCAAACGUGGAUAGCCUUCAAACACGUAAUAGUGAACUUGAGCAGCGCCUUCUACUUCAAAUGGAGGCUUCUAGCAGUGAUUCGGCUGUGGGCACUUCAUCGUCCAAUAUAUUAUCUGCUCGAGAACGUCCCACUCAAACCGGUGUUCGUAUUGGAGAUUCUUCGAUGAACAAGUUUGAGCUAACAGAACUGCUGGAUAACUUUGAAAAGGCUAACCGACAUUUCGUCAAACGAACUGACGAGCUACUUAACUCUCAAAAGCAAUUGGUUCUUGAGGUUGAUCGACUAAAUGGCUUGCUUCCAUUGAGCAAAAGGACAGCAGGAACCGUCAAACGAAACCCUACUCGACCUGUUGUCAAAAGGACGCCUUCUGAUUCGAAUACGUUUUCCUCAAAGAACAAUUCUGCCGCAAAUUCUACAGUGAAAACAUUGGAAAAUGAAUAUGCAUCACCAAUCAAAGAAUAUAUCGAGGGUCUAAUUGCUGAUCGGGAAGUGAUACAGGCUCAAGUGGAAUGCCUGAAUCGUACUCUGCGUCGACUAACUGAAUCAGAUUCUGGCGUUACCGGAGUCAAUACCCCCUAUCCAUCAUCCUCAUCUAACAAUGGAGGUAAGCAGGACUCAUCCCGAUUGGAUAGAAACCAAAAUGCCUACACUCAGACAUCUGUUCAGGAAUCUGCCUUUGUCAUUAACGGAGGAGGAGAUUAUACAUCGGAGACCCUAAGAGCUAUUCUAAAGGAAUUAGAAUCCGAACGCGAUUAUUACAAGCAUCAAUCCGAAGAAUUGCAGUUCGAUUUGAGACGUAUCUCGCGCUCCACUUCUAGACUACGUCAGUCGUUUGCCAAUGUAGAUAUGGACAAUGAUCUGGAAACCGCUAAACGAGAACGAAAUGAGCUUCAAGCGAUGCUGAAUAAGUUUGAGAGAAAUCUCCUUGAGAUUCAAGAGGAAGUUCGUUUAUUGAAAUCGGAACGAGAUCAAUUGCUGCUGCAAUUAGAGCAGGCACGAAAACUGGGUGGUCAUGUUAAGAGCCCUAUCAGUCUUCCUGACCAUGGCCAAAGCUCAAUGGAAGAGAUUCUGGCCCUAAGAAAAACUCUUGGAAAGUCUAAAGUGGAGCUAGAGACAGCAGAGAUAAGGAUAAAUGAACUGGAGAGGGAUUUAGAACAAAUGAGACUAGAUUUAGAUCGAGCGAUUUCAGAAAAAAUUGAGGCGGAAAAGUCAAAAGGCCAACUGCAAACUGCGUUGUCGCAGAUCCAAAGUCAAAAUUCCGCUUUAAUAAAUGAACUGAUGACACAAAAGAAUAUGUACAACGAAUCGGUUAGAGGAAAGCAGCUAUCAAAUUCGGCAUUAUCUGAAGCUCGACGCGAUCUCCAAGUUCUUAACUCUCGAAUAAAGGAGUUGGAGACUGAAUUGAAGAGAAGUAAGGAUGAGAUUGAUCGUUUGCAAGCAGUAGCUAAUGAGUUGAGCGCGGAGAAUGACAAUAUUCGAUCCAGUCUUGACGAUCGAACUGAGGAUGUUAAACAUCUUGAAAGCGUUGAAAAACGCCUUCGCCAGGUCACGGAAAUGACUGCAGACAAAGAUCACGAGGUUUGUCUCCUAACUGAACGCCUUCAAGAGCUAGAAACUUCUUCCAAAGUUGUCAGUCAGUGUCGAAACAUAUCUGAGCAGAAGUAUGCAAAGGCUCAGUCGGAUAUGACAGUUCUUGCAGCUGAGGUUGAGAGCCUAAAAUUGCGUUUGCAAAGUGCUUCUACAGAGAAAAAUGAUCUUCAAAGUCGACUGGCAGAGGCAAUGCGUGGUUUGACCCAAUCUGAACAAGCCAUGGACAUGAAAUUGAAGGAACACAAGGAUCUAUUGGUGCAAUAUGGUUCACUGAGUAGAGACUUUGAGGAACUGUCGAUAAAAAAUAGAGAUCUGGAACAAAACCUUUCUGAUAUCGAAGGAGUUCUUAAGAGCAAGGAGGCUGACUUGAGAGACCAACUGGAUCGAGCUCAAAAAGCUGAAGUCGAUGCAUUGAAUGCGAAACGCGAGCGCUCCGCUUUAGAAGAAAAGUGUGCUCAGCUAUACGCGGCGGCAGAGAAGGCAGACAUAAGGGCCGCUCUUUUGGAGGGGGAGUUUGAGGAGGUGAGACGCCAACUUUUGGCUACUCGCGACAUAGCUAGCGCUCUCCAAGCACAAUUGGACCAUUCUGAUGAGCAUUCAGUCUCCGCGUUCGCUGCUAACAAUGAUCUCUCUGUGAAAUUGGCGGAGUGUGAAUUGAAGUUGAAGGAUGCUCUCACUGAGGGAAAACGUUUUAAAACUAAUCUUCAGAAACAACCAAAGAUGAUUGAAUCUGGGUUUGAAUAA